AUGGCGCCGGUGAUGGGUCCUGUCCAUUUUGAUGCUUCACAUACCCAAAUUUUUAGGGACAAUCGGACCGUUCUUAUCACUUCACCACUUCAGGAGAAGUCCCAGGAGAAGUCUACGCUUGACAUCGCUCAACGUUUCGAGCGAAGACUUGCGCAGUAUAAUUCAUCUCAGAACAUAAUUAAGCGCUGGUUCUUUGAGAUUAUGAGUUGGGUGGCAAGCGCAAUAUGUAUGGGCGCCAUGAUCGGCAUCUGUGUGCACUCUCGAGACCAACCCCUCAGUACAUUUCCGCUAGCUCUUUCCAUCAGCAAUGCCUUGUCAAAGGUAGCAUCUGCUGCUCUGAUUCUUCCCAUAUCUGAAGCCAUUGGACAACUAAAAUGGGCAUGGUUUGGUGGAAGCAAAUCCAAGGAAAUUGUCGACUUCGAAAUUUUUGACAAAGCGUCUCGCGGUGCAUGGGGCUCUUUUUUGCUUCUCUUUCGGACUCGAGGGAAGUCGCUAGCUGCACUUGGUGCAGUCUUGACACUUCUCCUAUUAGUGACCGAUACGUUCUUCCAACAGGUCAUCGAUUUACCGGAACGAUGGGUAAUCCAAGGAUAUGGCGAAAUACCUCGAGUCGUACAAUAUGAAAGCGAAAUUGGAAAGUUAUAUAUAGACGGAGUACCAGCUAGUCGGCUAGAUGUCUACCUUCAACAGACCACGGAAAUGUACUUCUACUACAACGGUAGCUCUCCGUUGGCUUUUGGCAACGGAAAAAGGCCAGAAAUACCGCUAUCCUGUCCGUCCAGUCGGUGCGAAUGGGAUACAUAUGACUCUCUUGGCUUUUGUAGCGCUUGUGCCGAUGUCUCUGAACUACUUACAUAUGCCUGUCUGGAAACAAAACUGGACUGGAUAUCGACGGUGAAAUACAAUUCAAGUCAUUAUCCAACAGGGACUUCGUGUGGCUACUGGUUGAACGCCACCAGUGAUGCACCGAUGCUCAUGUCCGGGUAUAGAACCGAUCAGGUCUCUAACGCCACAUCUGAGGGAGAGGCCUUGCUGUUGCGAACGCUAUCACUUACCGCACCUUUCAAUUCGAUUUUCCCCUUCUCAUCUGUCCCGUUCUUUAACGGAUCGGUGAAGUUUCAGGAUAUCUAUUCUCCGGUCCUUGAUGCUCUAAUUGUCAGCGCACCUGAUGGCACCGCGAGCAGUGUCUAUAGAAGCGUACGUCCUGUUGCCCAAGAGUGCAUCAUUGCAUGGUGCGUCAAAACCUUUCAGUCCUCAUAUGCGGAAGGUAAGUAUGAGGAAACUGUGAUUGGGACUUUCAUGAAUAGAACGGCUCGUGACCAACCAUAUCCCCGGGAAGCCUACCUCGAGGUUUCAGAAGAUUCAGUAUCAGUUUUCACUCAGUUCCAUGGAAAUAUUACUAUUCGACCACCAUGGAUGAAAGCUGGAUCGCCGGACUAUGGGACCUCAAAUGGCACUCACUCAAAGGCUCAAGCGCUCUUUGACGACAUGUUCCCGUCAACGAUCACAGUUGCAAAUUCGACAGCUGUCUCGUGGUGGCGCAUCGCGAUAUAUGCAUGGGACUACAACCACCUACGCCUCGGUGCCGGAUGCUCAUGGUUGGCACCUAACAACAUCACUAAGUACGUCGAACGAUUGGCCACAUCUAUGACGAAUACCAUUAGGUCACACACAAGCCACGACUUUGUGCGAGGCACAGCGUAUACACAAACCACCUUCAUUGCGGUGCACCUCGAGUGGCUGAUAUUUCCACUUGCUCUACUUUGCUUCAGCCUUGUUUUCUUGAUUGCGACAAUGGUAAAGACUUCAAAGGCCACAGACGAAGAGAUGGAGAGAUAUUGGGACGACAAGCAAGCUGUUCCGAUUAUUCCAAGCAAGCUCAAACUCGCCAUUGCGGAAAAAUUGGGCGGAUUACAAAUGGCCAAUGUCGCUAAGAAACUUCCAUCACAUACCCGCUCCUCUCGCUUCACCAAAGUCUUCACUAUUGGAUAG
Plenodomus lingam JN3 is the source of this 1992-nucleotide messenger RNA. RefSeq lists its product as uncharacterized. NCBI's taxonomy places the organism in Eukaryota, Fungi, Ascomycota, Dothideomycetes, Pleosporales, Leptosphaeriaceae. The record is from RefSeq and is a predicted model, not a curated record.